Ceutorhynchus assimilis (cabbage seed weevil) is the source of this 1500-nucleotide messenger RNA. The record is from the annotation of a GenBank genome assembly. NCBI's taxonomy places the organism in Eukaryota, Metazoa, Arthropoda, Insecta, Coleoptera, Curculionidae.
UGGAUUCCGAACCCACGAUUCGAUAGUAUCGUCUAUAUAAAUAUAGAUAUUCCGGUCUCUGGAAUGACUAUGAGAUGUGAAGUCAUUCCAGGAGUUAACUUGCAGUUAUUUGUAAAAAAUAAUUUCAUAAUACCCGCCUGAUUUUACCAACCGGAAACGCCAUAAGACAUAGGGAGGGGUUUCCGUUUCCGGCUUCUUGCUCAUAAACGGUAAACGACUCGAGUGGUUUGUGGACGUGGUUUGCGCUUAAGCGGCUCAGGGUCAUAUUCGUCGAUUUGUGAAAAUCAUGUCUGAACCUGAACCUAAACCCGAACCUGAACCUAAACCCAAACCGGAACCUGAACUCCUGAAAACCCAUUGGGGCGCUUCAAAGGAAGUUACGGAGGCUAUUCUGGAAUGCUUGGAGUCUGCACUUAAGAGACUGGUGGAAUCACAGUCGAAGUCGUUGUUAAAGAAGUUCUUCACCAGGGAUAUAGUGGACAAACUGAAAAUGAAGACUUCUAAAUUCGGGGCCACACUGCAAGAUUGCAUUGAUCCUGGUGUAAACAAUCUUGAGUUGGAAAUUGGACUGACUGCAGUGGACCCUGACUGUUACAGAGUUUAUGCAGACCUAUUUGUGCCUAUUAUUGAAGCAUACCAUAAAAUAGAAAAAGAUACUCCACAACCGGGAAUUGACAAUUGGGGCUUUAUCCCAGAUUUUAGAAAUGUGGACCCAAAGGGAGAACAUGUUGUGUCGACAGGAGUGACGUGCUUCAGGAACCUGCGAGGGUAUCCAUUUAGUCCGCUUAUGACUGAGACCAACUUUAGAGACAUUGAAGCUAAGUUGCUUAUUGCUUUACGGCAACUUUCUGGAGAAUUGUCUGGGACUUACUAUCCUUUGGGAGAUAUACCAGAAAACACCCGAUACGAAUUCAUCGCUGAGAAUUACUACAAGGAUGGCAAACGUGUCAUAGGAUCAGCAGACAGUAACAGCUAUUGGCCAAGCGGUAGAGGGCUUUACUAUAAUCCUAUAAAAACCUUCAUGGCUUAUAUUGGCGAGGAAGAUCAUAUCAUGCUAGUGAGCAAGCAACCAGGAGGAAAUGUAGGAGCAGUCUUCCAAAGGUUGAUAACGGCUCUUGAAACUCUCCAAGAAUGGGUCGAGUUUUCCACUGAUCAACGCUUUGGGUACUUGACAUCUUGUCCUUCGAAUGUCGGUCAAGCAAUCCGUCCAUAUUUCCAUAUUAAAAUACCCAAGCUGGCUUCUGACAGGCCUAGGCUCAUAGAGCUGGCGGCCAAGUACGAUAUGGCGGUAAGAGAAAUCAUAGAAGAGCCAAUCAACAUGCAUGGAAUCUAUGAGCUAUAUAAUGCGAAACGUUUGGGGACUACUGAAUAUCACAGUGUGAAGGUAAUGACUCAAGGCGUCAUUAAAAUUAUUGAGGCCGAGAAAGCGGCCCCACCGGUGGAUUAUUAUAAACUGUACGGCCAUUCAAGCUCAGCGGAGCAAAGCGGCAUUUAAUUAUA